AUGAAGACAUUCAACAUGUGUUCAACCAGGACUUUUCGUGGGCCUCAUGGAGAGUAUGAUCAGAUCUGCUUGUCACCCAAGAACUCAAAGGAAAACAGAUCUGUGUCUUGGGCCAGAGCAUGUGUUGGAACAGGAACUAAAUUCUGGAAGACUGAGAGUUCCUUGUAUGGAGAAACAAACCAAUUAGAGGAUAUGAUGAUUAUUUACAUAGAAAAGUCUACUGCUACUGCUAAGUCACUUCAGUCAUGUCCGACUCUGUGCGAACCCAUAGACGGCAGCCCAUCAGAAUCCUUGGGAUUCUCCAGGCAAGAACACUGGAGUGGGUUGCCAUUUCCUUCUCCAAUGCAUGAAGGUGAAAAAUGA
Rangifer tarandus platyrhynchus (Svalbard reindeer) is the source of this 363-nucleotide messenger RNA. The record is from the annotation of a GenBank genome assembly. Lineage: Eukaryota; Metazoa; Chordata; Mammalia; Artiodactyla; Cervidae.